Messenger RNA from Phanerochaete carnosa HHB-10118-sp, 1072 nucleotides. RefSeq lists its product as uncharacterized. The coding region runs from base 1 to 864 and encodes 287 amino acids. Gene Ontology annotation, molecular function: translation initiation factor activity; RNA binding. NCBI's taxonomy places the organism in Eukaryota, Fungi, Basidiomycota, Agaricomycetes, Polyporales, Phanerochaetaceae. The record is from RefSeq and is a predicted model, not a curated record. The transcript has 6 exons. Gene Ontology annotation, cellular component: eukaryotic translation initiation factor 3 complex; cytoplasm.
AUGGCUAGCACUGCACCAAAAACUUCCUGGGCGGACGAAAUCGACGAGCUCGAGCAACCCAAGGGCGAGGACUACGUCGAUGAAAACGGUAUCCGUACAAUAGUAGAGACCGUCAUCAACGAUGAGGGGAAAACGGUUAAGAUUACACGGAAAAUCAAGCGCAUUUUGCAGAAGCAGGUUGUAGAUCAUACUGUUGCUGAACGCAAAACUUGGGCCAAGUUUGGCCAAGAAAAGGGCAGCAAACCAGGCCCGGACAGAGCAACCACUACUAUCGGUGAGAGCGUCAUGCUGAAGCUCAGCGCUGGAAACAAGCAGUCCGAGCCUGAACCAUCCGCCGAGCAAACUUUGAAGAGCAAUCUUGUACGUGCUGGUGCCGGCAAGGUCGCCUGCCGCCUUUGCAAGGGCGAUCACUUUACAGCAAAAUGUCCCUACAAGGACUCUCUUCCCGGCCUAGAUGGUACAGAUACUCCUCCCUUUGGUGGCGAUGAUGCCGCUGCACCCGAACCCGCCGCACCAGCUGCAGGCGGCAAAUACGUCCCUCCUUCAAUGCGUAAUGGCGCUCGUGGACCUGGAGAGUCUAUGGGCCGGCCAGGCGGCUCCCGUGACGAUCUCCCAACCCUUCGUGUCACGAAUAUCUCGGAGGAUACACAGGAAAACGACCUGCGCGAUCUUUUCGGUGCAUUCGGUCGUGUCGCGAGGGUGUACGUCGGUCGAGACAGAGAAACGGGUGCGGGCAAGGGUUUCGCGUUCGUCAGCUUCGAAGACAAGGCUGUUGCGCAGCGGGCGAUGGAGAAGACGCAUGGACGUGGAUAUGACAAUCUGAUCUUGAGCGUACAGUGGUCACAACCAAGGGAGCAACGAUAGACGGCUUGUCCCAAGCGCUUCACUAACAUGUUGGCUCGGUGCUGUAACUUCUAUAACACCGCUUCUGCCUUUCCUUAUCUGUCUAACUGCAUGCUCUUUCAUUACGCUCGCGCAGAAUUGUAAGUGUACGGUAAUCUCCACCGAUCUCACUACGCAAGUUGUUGGACUCAUCCACCCGAGUAUUAACCAAACAAGUAUAAAUGGAAAC